AUGCAAGCCCUCCCAGUCGGCACUUACAAGGGAGCGAUGCUGGUUGUGUGGUUUAAGUCAGGAGUCGUCAUGGCAGGGGGCCCAGGCAGUCCGCCAUCAGCUAAGGCUGCAGUUGAAUUGCCCCCUGCCAUAGCUGAACCACGCCCCCCCAUGCUCAGCUGCGGUGGGGCAAGGCACAGCGGGGCCACGCCCUUGUCUGAUGUACCACGCGAGGACAGCAUUAAUGAGGAGCCUGGGAGGUCUUCCCUUGUGACGGCGGCGGCCUCCGAAGCAGUCGACGCGGACCAGCCCUCCCGUUUGGACCUGCUGCGGUCGCCAACCUGUGUUCCCAACCAGCCUGUCACCUCGGUGGAGCAGUCUCCUGUUGGCCGAGACCUUCAGAUGGACGACGCCCCUGCUUGCACCCUGUGCCGCACCCCUGCUUCGGAUCAGCGCUUCGUGGCAGAUCAGCGCCCUGUCCAGUCGGAACCCCGUCCUCUAGAGUCACCGCACGCUCAGGGGCACAUGGUCGUCCGUGAGGAGGAGGCGGCAAGCCCCUUGAACGUUGCGCGUCCGGCUCUGGAAGACAUGGAAACCGAACGCACCGACGUGCAACCAGAGAACGGUGCGACUGGGGGCGAGUUGAACGACUCUGAGUCCGAACUGGAGGGCGAGGCGGGAACAUGCGUCUUCGGAACCCUGGCAACCAGUCGCAGGGGGACAGGUUCGGGCCUCCACCAAUGCCUGACAAUGAUGGAUGGCUUGGGCCCGACUUCGCCGUUCAAUUGGAGGACGAGUUUGACAACAAGUGCACGCUUGAACCUCCUCUUCAGAGGAGUUUAA
Messenger RNA from Klebsormidium nitens, 822 nucleotides. The record is from the annotation of a GenBank genome assembly. NCBI's taxonomy places the organism in Eukaryota, Viridiplantae, Streptophyta, Klebsormidiophyceae, Klebsormidiales, Klebsormidiaceae.